Hyposmocoma kahamanoa is the source of this 1693-nucleotide messenger RNA. RefSeq names its product putative inorganic phosphate cotransporter. Gene Ontology annotation, biological process: monoatomic anion transport; transmembrane transport. Bases 235 to 1566 code for a protein of 443 amino acids. The transcript is spliced from 11 exons. Gene Ontology annotation, cellular component: plasma membrane. The record is from RefSeq and is a predicted model, not a curated record. NCBI's taxonomy places the organism in Eukaryota, Metazoa, Arthropoda, Insecta, Lepidoptera, Cosmopterigidae. Gene Ontology annotation, molecular function: transmembrane transporter activity.
CCACUAGAUUUAAAAUCACAAUUUGGCUCAACUAAAAUGUUUCUUUAACUUAAAAUUUUUGAAAAUAAAAUGCACGUGGGAUCUGGCACCCCGGACGUGGAAAAACCAAACUCGGCUAAAUAAGUCCAGACGCUUCACAAUAAUAUCUUUUACACCCAGUUUCAAGCCUCGCGUGUUGCGUGUUCACAAUUGUUUGCAGAGGGCCUCGGCGUGCGGCACACACAGGCUGUGUUGAUGUGUCUGGGGCUCGGGCUAGCGUACAUGAUGCGAGUCAACAUCAGCAUCGCCAUUGUGGCCAUGGUCGACGCCGCCUACGGCGAUGACGUUUUCAAGUGGAAUGUAAAAAUCCAGAGCGUGAUCCUGUCAUCAUUCUCUUGGGGCUACUUCAUUCUGCAAAUUCCAGCUGGAGAGAUGGCUAGUCGGUUUGGCGCUAAGAUUCUUGUCUGCGUAUCCAUUGGCUUGAACGCUUUUCUCACCCUCCUAACACCUCUGUUUGCUAUUUAUGGAGGGUGGCAGGUGGUUUGCGCAUGUCGAUUUCUCCAGGGAUUAUCUCAAGGAUUUCUCUUCCCAUGCACACAUACGUUAAUUGGAAACUGGGUUCCUUUUGAAGAGAGAAGUCGAUUGGGCACACUCAUAUAUGCAGGAACUCAGAUAGGAGCAACAGUUACAUAUAUAAUAUCGGGAUAUAUAGCAGCCUAUAUAAACUGGCAAUCAAUAUUCUACAUUUGCGGCGCACUCGGAGCUACCUGGGUAGGGAUAUACGUUGCCAUCGGAUCUAGUUCGCCACGAGUGUCUAAAUACAUAAAUGCUAAAGAACGUGACUACAUCUUGUUUUCCUUGGGGCGGACCACUGAAACUGAGUACAUAAAAACGCCUUGGAAAACAAUACUCACAUCUAUUCCAUUCUUGAUUCUGAUCGCCAGCCAUUUUGGCCAUACGUGGGGCCAUUGGACAUUGAUAACCCUGAUACCUUCUUACUUCGCCAUGGUCUCUAAGGUUGACAUAAAGCAGAAUGGUCUACUGUCAGCCCUACCUUAUUUAGCUAUAUUCGUGACGUCUUUCCCAAUGGGGUGGCUUGCAGACAUGUGCACGGAGAAAAAUUGGACGAGCAUUACUGUUACCAGAAAAAUCUUCAAUACCAUAGGGUAUUGGGGGCCAGCGAUCAUGUUGAUUGGACUGUCUUAUUCUCCGGCGGGCGACGUUACCGUUGCUGUGUUGUUUCUCUGUCUUGCAAUGGCACUUAAUGCUGGUAGUUAUGCCGGCUACAUGCUGGUGCACAUAGACAUGGCUCCAAACUUCGCAGGACAAAUGAUGGGCAUUACCAAUUCCGUCGCCAACUUUUUGGCUAUAUUCGCGCCACUCGCCGCCGGCCAACUCUUAAUAGACGAAACGAGCCAGAGUGAUUGGCGUAAGGUGUUCUACAUGUCUGUGGGCAUUUACUUCUUUACGAAUCUGCUGUUCAUUAUAUUCGGCGACUGCCGGCGGCAGAGCUGGAACGAGGGCACCGACCACGAAGCUAUAUACAACGCCUCGAGGUUGUCGCAGGUCGUCGGGUUGAACAAUUGAAAAUUUAAUUAACAUCGUGAAGACAUUUAAUUUAAGUCUAUCGUGAAGACGUGGUUGAGUGAAAUGUACAUAAAAUUAAUUGAUCGUAUGUUUUAGAAAUAAACAAUCUUUUCACGUAAUUUAUCUG